Messenger RNA from Exophiala mesophila, 1172 nucleotides. RefSeq lists its product as uncharacterized. Gene Ontology annotation, cellular component: mitochondrion; membrane. Gene Ontology annotation, biological process: mitochondrion organization. The coding region runs from base 105 to 1025 and encodes 306 amino acids. The record is from RefSeq and is a predicted model, not a curated record. Lineage: Eukaryota; Fungi; Ascomycota; Eurotiomycetes; Chaetothyriales; Herpotrichiellaceae. The transcript is spliced from 3 exons.
CUCAAUUAAUAUUGAGAAUCACCUCACAUUGCUUCACCACCAGCAGUUCACAUCUGGAAGUGCGUUGUCAAUCUACUCGGCCGCGCCUCGGCCAAAUUGCAAACAUGUCGUACGAUCCAAGGGAGCAUUUCCAACAAAUUCAGCGGACGAUUCAGCAGCGCGGCAGAGGUUUCGGAGGUGUUCCGGGAGGCGGCGCCGCUGGAAGAGGAAUUCUUGCUCUGGUUGCCCUGGGUGUUGGCGGUGUUGUUCUCUCCAAUUCCAUCUUCAACGUUGACGGUGGUCAUCGAGCGAUCAAAUAUACGAGGUUGUCGGGAGUCAAGGCAGACAUUUACAAUGAAGGUACUCAUCUUAGGUUGCCGUGGUUCGAAACCCCGAUCGAUUACGAUGUGCGAGCCAAACCGCGCAACGUCGCAUCCUUGACUGGCACCAAAGAUUUGCAGAUGGUCAAUAUCACCUGUCGUGUACUGUCUCGUCCUCGCGUUGAAGCCCUACCUCAAAUCUACCGAACUCUCGGCACCGACUACGAUGAGCGAGUCCUACCUUCGAUCGUCAACGAAGUCCUCAAAAGUGUUGUCGCCCAGUUCAACGCCAGUCAAUUGAUCACGCAGAGAGAAAAUGUCGCAAGACUGGUCCGAGACAAUCUCACGCGAAGAGCUGCCCGUUUCAACAUCAUGCUCGACGACGUCUCAUUGACACAUCUAUCAUUCUCACCUGAAUUCACUGCCGCCGUUGAAGCCAAACAAGUCGCCCAACAAGAAGCACAGCGGGCAGCAUUCGUCGUGGACAAAGCCCGGCAAGAGAAACAAGCCACCGUGGUCCGCGCACAGGGUGAGGCCAGAUCCGCAGAACUGAUUGGUGACGCCAUCAAGAAGAGCAGGAGCUACGUCGAGCUUCGACAGAUUGAGAAUGCCCGGAAUAUCGCCACUAUUCUCCAAGAGGCUGGCGGAAAGAACAAGUUGUAUCUUGAUUCCCAGGGUCUUGGUCUCAAUGUCAAUGCAUCUGAUGACCAGCAGUCCAAGAGGUAGUAAUAAGAUAUCAUGGGGACAGUGUCGGGCUAUGUACGAGGAACCAAAGAACCCAAAAAGGCAUGUUGCUACUUAAUAGCAAUUACUUCCGCCUAUAUGUGUCAUUAGCGAAAGCCACACCAAAAUGUACAAUUCUUCUCUCGGUUA